Molecule: messenger RNA, 781 nt
Organism: Leguminivora glycinivorella
Lineage: Eukaryota; Metazoa; Arthropoda; Insecta; Lepidoptera; Tortricidae
Exons: 3
Coding region: 386-742 (118 amino acids)
Source: RefSeq, a predicted model, not a curated record
AUAAAAGUGUGUGACAAAUAUUUACAAGACAAGCUUUUUUCUAAACAUUUGCGUGGUGUUUAUAACAGUUUUUAAGUGCUCUAUUGUUUCUAUUAUAAUGACGUUCACCAAAACAAAGAUCAUGACCGGCCACAUGUAAGAUUAUCGGUGACACUUGGCCAAUAAACAAUGAAUGCACCUGAGCGGCGGCGAAUUAAGCGGUCGUCUUAUCUUUCACGCGGUUUUACAAAAACUCAAGAAAUUAUUUUUCCCAUCCCCUCUAUUAGGAUGUAUUUUAAAGUAAUAUGGGAAAUUCUAUUUAGUCACGAUUUAUUCGUUGGCGACUUUAUACUCCUCCCAGUGCACUUCAGUGAUUUCGUAUUUUGUGAUUUUUGUGACCUUGGCUAUGGAUGCCCGGAAUUUGAAUCCUCCUGACCUCCUAAACAAUUGUGCUAUGAACUGGACUCCGAACCUGCUUCACCCGAACGGCCUGGCUUCGAACACUGGAACCCUGAACUCGCCUUUGUUGAAUGAUAUGCAUCCUGAUUUAACAGCAAUGAUGCAAGAAAUAAACAACAACGACAUGGGUGUGGAUGUGAUUGAACCUGCCGAUGUUGCGGAUGCAGGCCUGACGACCGCGGAUUUACUUAAUAUUUUGCGCGGUUCUGAUGAUGAACUAAGUGACCAAGACCUAACGGAUUCUGACGAGGAAACCGGAGAAGACCCUCGGAUCGAGCCCGCAGAAUGGUCAUACUUCUUUUAAAUUACCGCGUGACGGCAAAAAUAGAGUGAAGAGAAAAAG